This is a messenger RNA of Penicillium brevicompactum, 990 nucleotides long. Its product is annotated as TolB family protein. The transcript has 3 exons. Lineage: Eukaryota; Fungi; Ascomycota; Eurotiomycetes; Eurotiales; Aspergillaceae. The record is from RefSeq and is a predicted model, not a curated record. The coding region runs from base 1 to 990 and encodes 329 amino acids.
AUGAGACUCUCUACUGCAUGGGUACUGCUUUCAUUUGCAAGUGCCAUCCUUGCAACUGGCACAUCUUACCAGAAGCGACUGACUCAGGGUCAUGCCGGCAGAGCACAAAAUGCCAAUGCCUCUCUGGGUACUUUCCUGCACAAUCGCAUCAGUCCCAACUACUCGGAGCUGUACAUCGCGGUAGCCGACGGGUCAAACGAAGACCUCCUACUGGGAUCCAACUCUGUGUAUGACUUCCGAGCGAGCUGGUCUCCCGAUGCCGACUACGUUUACUUCACGUCAGAACGAAGAGGAGACGGUCAAUCAGAUGUCUAUCGCAUUGCCAUCAACGGUACCAAUACCAUUGGGAAUGAGGUUGAGCCUAUGGCUUUAUCUACUGGUGUGGAUGACUCGAGCUCGAUUUCUCCUGACGGCAAAAUGCUGGCAUUCACCACCAGCCGAUACAACCAAACCAGCCAGAUCAUGCUGAUGCCAAUCUGGUCUCCGGAUGGUCUGUGGGUCGUCUUCACAUCGGACCGCAACACACCAUGGCGAGGCCACAGCGCUGGAGCGGGUUGGGAACAUACACAGGAGCUGGCUAUUUACGCUUGUCGUCCGAAUGGAUCUGACUUUCGCCUUGUCUCCUCUCGCACGAACUAUACCCAGGGCUCGCCACGAUUCUCACCCGACAGCAAGCGUCUGGUCUUCUAUGAGAUGUUGACCGAGGAUACUUAUAAUGGUCGCCUGCAGCCAACGCUUGUCCAGUACGACGGGUGGAUGAAUUCUAGUAUUGUUUCCAUCGACUUUGAGACUGGCGGUGAUCGUCUGGUGCACGCCGCAGGACUGGGCACCAAGAUCAGCCCUUCCUUCGUGACCAAUGAUUUGUCAGAUAACAAUGGGAUCUACUAUACAUCAAUCUCAGGCAGAAAUUACACGCGAUACCAAACUAUUCCCAUGAACACCAUGACGCCAGCGAUCCGCUCACCCACAUGGUCUCCAGACGGCAAGUAA